Molecule: messenger RNA, 3462 nt
Organism: Closterium sp. NIES-65
Lineage: Eukaryota; Viridiplantae; Streptophyta; Zygnematophyceae; Desmidiales; Closteriaceae
Source: the annotation of a GenBank genome assembly
AUGAAAGUAACUCUUACAUCAGAUGGUGAGAUGAAAGCAACUCUUUCAUCAGAUGGUGAGAUGAAAGCAACUCUUUCAUCAGAUGGUGAGAUGAAAGUACCUGUUUCAUCAGAUGGUGAGAUCAAGGUAACUCUUUCAUCAGAUGGUGAGAUGAAAGCAACUCUUUCAACAGAUGGUGAGAUGAAAGUACCUCUUUCAUUAGAUGGUGAGAUGAAAGUAAUUCUUUCAUCAGAUGGUGAGAUGAAAGUACCUCUUUCAUCAGAUGGUGAGAUGAAAGCAACUCUUUCAUCAGAUGGUGAGAUGAAAGCAACUCUUUCUUCAGAGGGUGAGAUGAAAGUAACUCUUUCAUCAGAUGGUGAGAUGAAAGCAACUCUUUCUUCAGAUGGUGAGAUGAAAGUAACUCUUUCAUCAGAUGGUGAGAUGAAAGUACCUCUUUCAUCAGAUGGUGAGAUGAAAGUACCUCUUUCAUCAGAUGGUGAGAUGAAAGUAACUCUUUCAUCAGAUGGUGAGAUGAAAGUACCUCUUUCAUCAGAUGUGAGUUUCCCUGUCAUCGCCAGUGUGGGGCACGGGCUCAUUUUCCUCAUGUACUUGCCCCCCUUCCCCCUCCUCCCUCUGCUGGUCAGGGAAAAGGCUUUCGACCUUGACCUGGCCCCAUUCUCCCGCUUUCCAUCACCCCGCCCCAUUCUCCCGCUUUCCAUCACCCCGCCCCAUUCUCCCGCUUUCUAUCACCCCGCUCCGUUCUCCCGCUUUCCAUCAACCCGCCCCACUCUCCCGCUUUCUAUCAACCCGCCCCGUUCUCCCUCUUUCCUUCACCCCGCCCCAUUCUCCCGCUUCCCAUCACCCCGCCACAUUCUCCCUCUUCCCACCACCCCGCCCCAUUCUCCCGCUUUCGAUCACCCCACCCCAUUCUCCCGCUUUUUAUCACCCCGCCCCAUUCUCCCGCUUUCCUUCACCCCGCCUCAUUCCCCGGCUUCCCAUCACCCUGCCCCAUUCUCCCUCUUCCCAUCAUCCCGCCCCAUUCUCCCGCUUUCCAUCACCCCGCCCCAUUCUCCCGCUUUCCAUCACCGCGCCCCAUUCUCCCCCAUCACCCCACUCCAUUCUCCUGCUUUCCAUCACCCCGCCCCAUUCUACCUCUUUCCAUCACCCUGCCCCAUUCUCCCGCUUUCCAUCACCCCGCCCCAUUCUCCCGCUUUCCAUCACCCCGCCCCAUUCUCCCUCUUUCCAUCAUCCCAGCCCAUUCUCUCGCUUUCCAUCACCCCGCCCCAUUCUCCCUCUUUCCAUCACCCCGCCUUAUUCUCCCUUUUUCCAUCACCCCGCCCCAUUCUCCCGCUUUCCAUCACCCCGCCCCAUUCUCCCGCUUUCCAUCACCCCGCUCCAUUCUCCCGCUUUCUAUCACCCGGCUUCAUUCUUCCGCUUUCCAUCACCUCGCCCCAUUCUCCCGCUUUCUAUCACCCUGCCCCAUUCUCCCUCUUUCCUUCACCCCGCCCCAUUCAACCGCUUUCCAUCACCCCGCCCCAUUCUCCCUCUUCCCAUCACCCCGCCCCAUUCUCCCGCUUUCGAUCACCCCGCCCAAUUCUCCCGCUUUCCAUCACCCCGCCCUAUUCUCCCACUUUCCUUCACCCCGGCCCAUUCCCCCGCUUCCCAUCACCCCGGCCCAUUCGCCCUCUUCCCAUCACCCCGCCUCAUUCUCCCGCUUUCCAUCACCCCGCCCCAUUCUCCCGCUUUCCAUCACCCCGCCCCAUUCUCCCUCUUUCCAUCACCCCACCCCAUUCUCCUGCAUUCCAUCACCCCGCCCCAUUCUCCCUCUUUCCAUCACCCCGCCCCAUUCUCCCGCUUUCCAUCACCCCGCCCCAUUCUCCCGCUUUUCAUCACCCCGCCCCAUUCUCCCGCUUUCCAUCACUCCGCCCCAUUCUCCCGCUUUCCAUCACCCCGUCCCAUUCUCCCGCUUUCCAUCACCCCGCCCCAUUCUCCCGCUUUCCAUCACCCCGCCCCAUUCUCCUGCUUUCCAUCACCGCGCCCCAUUCUCCCCCAUCACCCCACUCCAUUCUCCUGCUUUCCAUCACCCCGCCCCAUUCUACCUCUUUCCAUCACCCUGCCCCAUUCUCCCGCUUUCCAUCACCCCGCCCCAUUCUCCCGCUUUCCAUCACCCCGCCCCAUUCUCCCUCUUUCCAUCAUCCCGGCCCAUUCUCUCGCUUUCCAUCACCCCGCCCCAUUCUCCCUCUUUCCAUCACCCCGCCUUAUUCUCCCUCUUUCCAUCACCCCGCCCUAUUCUCCCGCUUUCCAUCACCCCGCCCCAUUCUCCCGCUUUCCAUCAACCCGCUCCAUUCUCCCGCUUUCUUUCACCCGGCUUCAUUCUUCCGCUUUCCAUCACCUCGCCCCAUUCUCCCGCUUUCUAUCACCCCGCCCCAUUCUCCCUCUUUCCUUCACCCCGCCCCAUUCAACCGCUUCCCAUCACCCCGCCCCAUUCUCCCUCUUCCCAUCACCCCGCCCCAUUCUCCCGCUUUCGAUCACCCCGCCCAAUUCUCCCGCUUUCCAUCACCCCGCCCUAUUCUCCCGCUUUCCUUCACCCCGCCCCAUUCCCCCGCUUCCCAUCACCCCGGCCCAUUCGCCCUCUUCCCAUCACCCCGCCUCAUUCUCCCGCUUUCCAUCACCCCGCCCCAUUCUCCCGCUUUCCAUCACCCCGCCCCAUUCUCCCUCUUUCCAUCACCCCACCCCAUUCUCCUGCAUUCCAUCACCCCGCCCCAUUCUCCCUCUUUCCAUCACCCCGCCCCAUUCUCCCGCUUUCCAUCACCCCGCCCCAUUCUCCCGCUUUUCAUCACCCCGCCCCAUUCUCCCGCUUUCCAUCACUCCGCCCCAUUCUCCCGCUUUCCAUCACCCCGUCCCAUUCUCCCGCUUUCCAUCACCCCGCCCCAUUCUCCCGCUUUCCAUCACCCCACCCCAUUCUCCCACUUUCCAUCACCCCGCUCCAUUCUCCCGCUUUCCAUCACCCCGCCCCAUUCUCCCGCUUUCUAUCACCCCGCCCCAUUCUCCCUCUUUCCUUCACCCUGCCCCAUUCUCCCGCUUCCCAUCACCCCGCCCCAUUCUCCCUCUUCCCAUCACCCCGCCCCAUUCUCCCGCUUUCGAUCACCUCGCCCCAUUCUCCCACUUUCCAUAACCCCUCCACAUUCUCCCGCUUUCCAUCACCCCGCCCCAUUCUCCCGCUUUCCACCACCCCGCCCCAUUCUCCCUCUUUCCAUCACCCCGCCCCAUUCUCCCGCUUUCCAUCACCCCGCCCCAUUCGCCUCCUUUCCAUCACCCCGCCCCAUUCUCCCACUUUCCAUCAUCCUGCCCCAUUCUCCCGCUUUCCAUCACUCCGCCCCAUUCUCCAACUUUCCAUCACCCCGCCCACCUAUCUCUAGGGGCGCCUAUCUCUAUGGGCGCCUAUCUCUAGGGGCGCCUAUCUCUAGGGGCGCCUAUCUCUAG